AAAGACACAGCAGACAGACAGAGGAAUCAGAGUCCUGCAGUGUUCGGUUUGGACAGACAUGCACAGAAUGGAUGGAUCCGCUUCAUAAAACACUUACUUGCUUCAGAAGGGACUUCAGAGAGAGUUGACAUGGAGGUUUAACUGGAGAAGCGUUGUCGCCCGCUCAGAAUGAAUCCAGAGUUUCUGGACUCGUCCAUCCAGAGCUGUCUGUCCGCCCUCUACCCACCGUUUGAGGUCACGGCCUCUACUGUUCUCAGCCAGCUCUUCCAGGUCAUCGAUGCUCAUUACCACGGAGACGCCCUUCAGUGUCUGACCGACUUCCUCAUCCCUGCCAGGCACCUUCUGGAGAGUGUGCAGCAGGCGGCCUGUGCUCCAUAUUCUCAGAGGGUGUUCAGCUGUGCUGGAUGGCCUUUGUGUUUAAAGGAUCGCAUCGUGAUCCAGCUUGCUCCCGUUGACCCUUUGCUGCUCAGACCAGGAGACUUUUACCUGCAAGUUGUUCCAUUUGCGAACCAGGACGCCCGCAUUGUGGUCCAGAGCCUUUUGGAGGUGGAGGAACGUGAGUUGGAGGAAACCCUAAUACCUGAGACAUCAUACCCAAGCAUCUUCACUGAAGCCUGGCUUCGGAAGCUCAACGACGGGAGACAUGGAACACCUCUGGCUCAUUGCAUCCUCAAAACCGAGCAGGGCAUAGUCAAAGUUCCCUGGGAAGAGGUGGCCAACCCUGAAUUUAAGGACAAUCAGAGUAUGGCCUCCUCGUCUCCGUCAAGCCAUCAGGAGUCUUUGAGUUUGUGCCGUCCACAUACACCUACCCCUUCUAGUUUCUCCGUUGAGACAAGGAUUUGUCCUGCGCGGGAUGGCAUAGCAGUGUCCUUGCGUUUGGUAGACAGCAGCAGUAGUUCCAGACACACUGAAAUGGAUCCAGCUCAGUCUGGGAUGCGGCCGGUGGGUUGGGUGUCUCCUAACACAUGGGACAGCAGAAGUAAGAGCAGUUUGGGAAGCAGUUGCAAAGCUCUAAUGGACCUUACCAAAGAAACCCAAGGAUAUUCGCAGACAUGGGCUCAAACUCAUACUCCUCUGCUGAGGUCCAGCAGUGCUACUCGGGACCGAACUGCUUGCAUGCGCACCGUGAGGUUUGCAGAGGAACCCUGUACGCCGUGCAUGCAGAGGAAACACGGACAAGGGACCAAAGUGCAAAAAUGUCGGUUCAUGGAAGCACCCAUUAAACCCAAAGAAAGAACUGAGCAUCCAAAUGAACCUGCUCAGGAAACUCCAGAUCAUUGCAGCUCCUCAGAAAAAGGUCUGUUAGGUAAUUACUCCAGCAGAGGGCAUAGGGAACAAUCCCAGAACGUUUCUCAGGACUGUUUUACUCCACCUGUAAUUGGGACGUCUGAGAAAUGCCACAUUGUUGUCCAAGGACAAACAAACGAGGUGGACAGAAGCAGCUACUUGGAAAUGAUCCCAAGACUACAUGUGGUUCCAGGGAAGAAGACCACCACUUUCGGACUUGUGUCUCCAAAGAUAAACAGACGACGAUUCGUGACUCAAGAUCUCUCUCAGGACCCAAAAACUCCGUCCCCUCCUGUUACUGGACCACGGAUAAAUCUUUCAGACGCCUCAGCGCAAGCUGAAACAGAGAGACCACCAUCCAGAUCAUCAACUCCUACUUCACUUACAGCUGAUGGCCUUCUUCACUCAGGAAUCAUGUGUCUUACAGGUGGUCGGGACCGUUCAGGCCGAGCAGUUCUGGAGAUUUAUGGAGAUCAUCAGGUCUGGACUUCUGCAGCGAUUUCAAGCCAGGAGAUCUGCAAACUCCUGUUGUACUUCCACACCAUCACUAGGAAAGAGAUCAAGGAUGUAGGGAUGACGGUGGUGUUUGAUGCACGUAAGAAGCCAAUGCUUCCAGAGUUUGCCAAAGCUCUGCUGAUGGUCCAGGAACAAGUUCCUCAUGCUGUGCACUGGAUUCUGCUGCUGGUGAAAAAGGAAAAUAGCCACAGUCAUGAGAAAAGGCCCGGCGUUGUGCAGAUUGAAACAGUGACGUCAUUUAAGGCUCUACAAAAAAUAGUGGACAUCAGUCAGUUAACUGCGGCUCUACACGGAUCCUUACCGUACAGUCACUGUGAUUGGCUACAAAUACAUCAGAAACUGUAUCCGUUUGUGUCAGACCUGCAAGAGGCGUCCGCUCUGCUAUCAGGAGCUAUAAAGAAACUGGAAGGUGUUCAUAAAAUCGACACAGUGCAGGAUGUGCAGCAGUGCAUGGAGGAGCAGGGAGCUCUAAUGAAGGAUGUGCUGGAAGACACACGAUUGGUCGGCUUGCAAAGGGGAGGCGGAGCCAUGCUGGCGAGGCUGAGGCGGGAAACUGAUGUGAGGUCGCCACACUGUGAAAAGAGCUGUGAAGUGAUUGACACGGUCACACACCUGUACAACGCCAUGGAGGAGCAGGUGCAUGUGCUGGCCAGGAAGUCCAAUAUGUCUCUGCAGCACCUGGACUUCCUGUUGCAGCUCAGAGAGAUGGAGUCUAGGUUCACAAAGAUGAAGGAAUGGUUCGACACAGAAGGAGAAGCGCAGCUCCUGCAGGCUCAAUCUGUGGACGACUCCAGUGAACGAAUCCAACAGACGCUGCAGAGUUUCGAAGCGUUUCUCUCUGAAGCAAAUGAGCGAAAGCAUCAGGCGAUGAUGCUGGUGUCGGAUGCGGAGAGCGUGCAGGGGCCGAACUAUCCCGAGACGGAGGCGUUUCACAGGAUGGUGUCCGUGUUUAAAUCCAGCCUGGCUGAUUUCGUGUCGCGGGCCGAGCGCUGCUGUGAAGAGCUGGGGACCAUGGUGUACAUCUGCCACUUCUGUGAGAGGGCUUCAGCCGUGGCCAGCGACUGCAGACGAUUUUUGGAACAGGAGCAAUAUUGCUGUUCCCCAGAUGAAGAGAGCUGGAGCCGUCUUCACGCUUACCUGCAGAGGUUAAACGAGUUUUCUCCCGAGCACUUUCAGGACGUGAGAGCGCAGGCGUGCUCCAGCUCCAGGGCUCUGCAGGUGUGGAACGCCGCCUGGAUCCACUGCCAGGAGGUCCGGCAGCGGCUGGAAGAGAGACUGGCGCUUCUGGAAGGAGCUCAAACACCUGCUGGAUGUGGCUCGGAUUGGCCGGAGAUGAUUCCAGUACAAGACGAGCAGGAGUUUGAGCCCGAUCCGUCGGAGAGCAGGGCGAGUCGAGCGAGAGACAGCAUGCACGGCACCGUCACCUGCUUCAACUUCAGAUCCAACCACAAAUCCCGGAGAGACUCCAAAACUGCACAGAGCGCAAAGGAAAAUCAGGCAGACUGUGGGCAAAGAGGCAGAAACGCCGGCAGAAGAGCAUCCCAAGACCAGAAGCCCGUCGCAGGCUCGGGUACGGUGGGCUGUCAGUGGUUCCCUUGGCAGGCGGCAGCGAACAGAAACAUCAGCAAGAGAUCCGAGCUCCACAUCACAGAGCCCAUCUUCUCACCGGACCCUCGCCACGGCAGCUUCUGCGGAGAGACCGACGGCGCCAGAGACGACUGGAGAACUGAUGGAGAAAACACUGCAUCCACCCCAGAGAGCCCAAGCAGAACCAUGAAGCUUCACCGCGUCAUGGAGGAGCUCCUGCUGACGGAGGUGGAGUACGUCCGCUCUCUGGGCUACAUCUUGACUCAUUACUUCCCGCUGUUGGCCAGACCCGACAUCCCGCAGGAUCUGCGCGGUCAGCGCGGACGAAUCUUCGGUAACCUGGAGAAACUGUACGACUUCCACUGCCAGCACUUCCAGCAGGAACUGGAGGCCUGUCAGGCAGAACCGCUGAGAGUCGGGCGCUGUUUCCUAAAUCACAGAGAGAGUUUUGGACUUUACGCACUUUACAGCAAGAACAAACCCCAGUCUGAUGCACUCAUUCAACAUCACAGAUACUUCAAGCGUAAGCAGAUGGAGUUGGGUGACAGCAUGGAUCUCUCCUCGUACCUGCUGAAGCCGGUCCAGAGGAUCAGUAAAUACAGUCUGCUGCUGCAGGAGAUCCUGGACGACUGUGUGCCGGAUCAGAGCGGGGAACGAGAGGAGAUCCAGGCGGCUCUGGAGGUGGUGCGAUUCCAGCUGCGGCACGGGAACGACCUGCUCACCAUGGACGCCAUCCGGGACUGUGAUCUGAAUCUGAACGAGCAGGGUCAGCUGAUGCGGCAGGAUGAGUUCUGGGUAAUUUUCCGUAAGAAACGUUCCAUCCGGAGAGUGUUCCUCUUCCAAGAUGUCAUCCUCUUCACCAAGACCAAAAAAAACGACCGUGGAGAUGAUGUGUACGUUUACAAACUGUCUAUCAAGACCUGUGAGAUUGGAAUGACCCACUCCUGCGGUCUGAGCGGACGGAGUUUCGAGAUCUGGUUCAGGAGGAGACGAUCCCAGGACACCUACAUCCUGCAGGCAGAGACACGGGACAUCAAGGAGGCUUGGACCAGAGACCUGGAGCACAUACUGUGGGAACAAGCGCUGAAGAGCAGAGAGCUGAGGAGACAGGAGAGGUUGUUCAUGGGAAUGGCUUGGAAACCUUUUGUAAACAUUCAGCCCAGAAAUGCAGCAGUCAACAAUCACUCCACGAACGGUGAUGUCACAGGAAGAGAAGUCGUAGGAAUUCUGAAAACUCCCAAUCCCUUGGUGUCCAGCCUUCAAAGGGGCGUGGCUCUGCCACGGCCUGAUUCUAUUGGCUCUGGCAGCAGCACAUCAACUGCAGGCAGCCACUCAUCAUCCUCGUCUGGGCGGGGCUCCAUGUCCCCGAGCGUUUUCCAAGGAAAAUACGACUCAUCUGCGGAGAACACAGGUUUAUUUAGCUGUGCGGAUCCUAACUGCCCCACAGGAAUGAGAGCGUCUGUGUCAUCAUUGGUUCACAGCAGAUCUUCAGCUCCUGCGGCGUGUCCGGUGUCUCCCGCUCUCCACAGCUCUCCGGCCCUGUCCAGAAAGAAGCUCAGUCCACAGACAGACGCUCACAGCGCUCUCAAGUGUCAGUUUCAAGAGCCGAUUCGAUCCAAGGCAUCAACAGAAGUUUAGCUGUGAUAGAGAAGCAGUUCAUUGACGUAAGAUCAGGUCAUGUGAUGCUCUAACCAGUGAAGUCAUCAGGAACCUCAAGUCAGAUGUGACAGUUUGGAACCACCUGAUGCAGAACAGAUAUCAGAUCAGAUUAUAGUAUAAAAGAAGAUAAAACAAGACGACCAGACCUUAUUGGUGGACCAGUCAUUUACUUCAUCAUCAGAACAGGCACAUUCGAGGAACUACGUGGACAUUUUCCUGUUCCCGUCUGUCAGUUCUGGAAAAAGAACAGAAACAUUCUGUUAAAGCCUGCCCAUUAUUUCGCAUGAAACAAUAUUUUUUUUGAUGAACUGUAAAUAAAAAUGCAUUUUAAAACCAGAUUGCAUAAGAAAACACAAUGUCUAAUAUUACAAUAACCAGGAUAUGAACUAAUAGCCAAAUUUGUAUCUGUGCCAUGAUCAUGAAACCACCUGCUAUGCUGUGCUUUGUACAUUUAACCAGUUCAAAAACCCCAGUAUAGUUUAAGGGGUUCAGGGAAUUUUGAAAAUACAUAUAAAUAAUUAAAAAACAAUUGCUUGAAAUUUCAUUUUGAUAAUUCGUUUAGACUGUCUAAGGGUUUUAUGUUUAUUUUGUGUACUGUAAUAUGCAGGAUGUCAGUACCUCACUGGAGAGACAAAACUGUAUUUUAUUAUUUAAACAAUUUAUAAUAAAUAAAAGAAGGUUAUUAUAA
Megalobrama amblycephala (Wuchang bream) is the source of this 5737-nucleotide messenger RNA. It is a transcript of the gene quoa, whose product is annotated as pleckstrin homology domain-containing family G member 4B. Lineage: Eukaryota; Metazoa; Chordata; Actinopteri; Cypriniformes; Xenocyprididae. The record is from RefSeq and is a predicted model, not a curated record. The transcript is spliced from 25 exons. Gene Ontology annotation, molecular function: guanyl-nucleotide exchange factor activity. Bases 169 to 5028 code for a protein of 1619 amino acids.